CCGUAAAGCUGAAAUCCUUUUUUCUUCGUUCUUUGUUGCCUUCUUUAAAACCUCUGAAAAAACCCGACACCCGUUGCCGGCGGCCCCUUUGCUUAAAAUUCAACGUAUCUUACAUUUUACAUACUGCUGAGACAAUGGAUGGGUUGCCAACACAAAAUACGUCCGCAUUAGCUUUGCCUCGCUUGCAGCUAAACAAGGGAUCAUCAACGUCAGCAUCUGGUUCAGAGUCAAAACCAAAGAAGAAAAUCUGCUGUGCUUGCCCUGAGACGAAGAAGCUCAGAGAUGAAUGCAUUGUGGAGCAUGGUGAAGAAGCCUGUGCAAAAUGGAUAGAGGCUCAUCGUAUAUGCCUUCAAGCGGAGGGCUUCAAUGUUGAGAUUGGUAUUUGAAGUUUAGAAUGAAAACAAUUUGAGGUACAAACUUUUAAUUAUAGGAUUACAGAGAUGAUUUGAAAAAAAAGAACCUAGGAAUAAAAGGAAAAUAUAGCUUUUCUUUGCAA
Molecule: messenger RNA, 496 nt
Organism: Hibiscus syriacus
Lineage: Eukaryota; Viridiplantae; Streptophyta; Magnoliopsida; Malvales; Malvaceae
Product: cytochrome c oxidase copper chaperone 1-like
Exons: 2
Coding region: 135-386 (83 amino acids)
Cellular component (GO): mitochondrial intermembrane space
Molecular function (GO): copper ion binding; copper chaperone activity
Source: RefSeq, a predicted model, not a curated record